AAAACUAUCGUGUUCCUUCCGGCACAACAGUAGAACUGGUCAUAUACAAAAUUCAUCGUGACCCAGCACAGUUUCCUGAUCCAGAGGUGUUUGACCCUGACCGCUUCCUGCCUGAGAACAUCAACAAGCGUCAUCCCUACGCCUACAUCCCUUUCAGCGCUGGACCCAGGAACUGCAUUGGUCAAAAGUUCGCAAUGUUGGAGUUAAAAAUCCUAGUGAGCAGCAUCUUGAGGAGAUUCAGGGUGGAGAGCGUCGUCCCCAGAGACCAACUCAAGCUUGUCCCUGAACUCAUUCUUAGACCUGUUAAUGGCAACUUCGUCAAACUCUUCCCCAGGACAAAAUAAUGAGCAUAAGAACACCCAGAAACAAGCAACCACAUGAACCAAGACAUUAAUAAUAACAGUACUAGUAUUGUAGCUUUAAGACAUCACAAAAAUACUGCCUUUGUUGUUUAGCAAAAAGUACUGGAAAUAACAGCACAGGACAAUGUACUGGAAUGAGCAAAUUGAUCUAACGAUCUAACAAUUAUUAAAUCAUCCUUGACAACCAACAUAAACUGGAAAAUUUUAUGUCUAACAAAGUUUAAUUUCUAACAUCUUUGCUAUCUUGAUAUUUCCCAAGAUUUUCUUUACUUUUGAGGUGCUGAUGUGAAGCUUCAUAACUAAUUACAGACUGUAAAAAUAAUAAGACACCUACAGCAGAACAUAAAUGUUUACACAAUAAUUUGUUUAACCAUGAUAGUUUUCUAUUCAUCUUCAUGGUUAAACACUGUCUUUUAGAAACUUGCUCCAUUCUGACUAUUGCUUGUAUUUUGCGUUCAACUGUUUGCCUCCAUUUUGUUUGCAAAACUUACAAAAGUCGAAGUUCCAAUAUAUCAUUACUUUUGAUUCCAUUAUACUGUGACUUUCUCUCCUCACACUAACAUUCUCCCUCCAUGCUUUACCAAGUUAUGUAACUAACCCAUAUACCAAGUUGGGCACAAUAACUCAUUCAGGUUUGUAGCUUUUUCAUAUAAGAAUAUUGUUACUAAUAAAAAAUAAUAACUAUU
Messenger RNA from Cherax quadricarinatus, 1048 nucleotides. NCBI's taxonomy places the organism in Eukaryota, Metazoa, Arthropoda, Malacostraca, Decapoda, Parastacidae. The record is from RefSeq and is a predicted model, not a curated record.